AUGCCGUCAGGGGGUGAUUUUGGCGUUGCCCAAGGAAGCAAUCCCAGAGGACACCUUGGAGGACGCCAUGGAUGGUCCAGGAGACGGGCUUGUAGGCCCUCACCUGAGAACGACGGUGAACUCCCAGGCGCUAGACGACGAGGAAGGGCAUGUCAUCGAACUCCUCCUCGUCGAGUUUGCGAUGCCGGUGCGCUUGCAGUUGGAUCGGAAAACCCCGCGGACCAGGCGACAGUACCUGGGCUUUGUCGGGGACAAUACGGUCCUCCCGGACUUUGUCGAGUUGAACGAUGUCGUCAGCAGCUGGGUGGAAGGAGGGGAAGCGAGGCUGGAAGAGUACUUCACGGCCGCCGAGGAGGCACCUCCAGCUCCACCCGGAGACCAGAACAUCGCCAUCUUGACACAGCUCCAAGAACUUCAAGCCAGCAUGGAUCGUCGGUUUCAGGAGUUGGAGAGUCGGGUGGAGCGGAGAGGUCCAUCACCGCAGGAGCCAGCCAGAGCUCCGCCUACAGGGCCUUUAAAGAAAGGCGGCGACGACGAGCUCAACGGGCCGGGGUCAAGGGAUCGAAGCAGGGCUCUUUUGGAAUCAGUGCGGGAGCAAGCGGGACCACCACCGGCUCGGUUGGCAGACGAGCCGGGCCGAGGAGCGGAAACAGCUCGACAGGGGGCGCAUCUGCGGAAGUUGGUGGAGGAUGUGGAUCCCGAAACUUCGUCGGUGGACGACCUGAUGAAGCUUGCACUGUUAAAGAUGGUGCAGGGUACCAAAAGCAAAAAGGGCCGGAGACUUCCUGGGCUCCCCAACUUCGAAGACAGCUCGGAUUCGGAGAAGGGCGAGGGCGAGCAAAGUUGGUCUUCCACCAGCAAGGGAGGCCGAGGGAUAGAAGCAGUAGAGCGCUUGAAUCAGGCGAUGAAGACUUAUCCCGAUGCUUAUUCGGAGCGGAUGGAAGCUCGCAUGGCCAAGGCGGUGGAGUGUGCAGAGCUUCUGCCAACAGUGCCCAUGUUGUUCGCGAAGAGCUGCCCCGUAGGAAAGUCCAGGACCGCGGGCUACUGUCUGCAAGGAUUCGCAAAUGUGCAUCGUCUCCUGUUGGAGAACAAACCACGACAGGCCCGCCUCCAGGUCUUGCGGAUGAUGGGAGCGCUCGAGCAGUUCCUGAUCGACGAGAAUUGGUUGGUAGCUUCACGGCUGACGGGCAUGGAGGAGCCACCUUGGGGUCACUGGGCCACGCAGGACUUAGGAGCACUGAGGCGGCAGUACGUGUACAGCCGACUCGCCGAGUCCACGUGGAUCGGGGCACUCAUCAACGAGCUCAAGGAGGAAGAGUGGUUGACGAAAAAGAAGUUCUCCACGGCUGCUCCGAAGCCAAAGGCCAAAGGGGGGGGAAGAGACGCCACCGAGACCGAGAACACCGGUUCCUAAGCUGGUCGGCCCCCGGUGGUCCGCGUCGGGGUGCUCCUUUGGGCGAGCCUCACUUUAAGAAGGGCGAUGGCAAUUCUGCCACGGCCGUUCUGGGUCCUCUGGAGUUUCUGGAGGAUUGGUGUCGCUUCCUGGAGAGCGCUGAUCUGUACAGGGACCCGGUGCCGUAUCCUGAAAGCGGAUUCGUCGAAGGUGUCAUGAUUGAUGACCACCUAGGUCUGCAGCUCUUGAAGCGUCUCCCCAGCAUGAAGCGGACUUUGGAGCAACCAGCGCGAGAUCAGGAAGUCUUCGCAUCUUCAGCUUCGGCAUACGACUAUGCCAACUUGUUUCCCCAUCCAAAGAAGAAGCAACGAAGAAGCCUUCACGUCAAGGCUUGGGGAGCUGAGCUGGAGGGUGGGCGUGGCCUUGUGGGACCGGCGAGGGGGCGACUUCUUGCAUUGAGUCGACUGUCCGCUAUGUCUGCGAAGCCAGGUCCGAUGGACCAGCAAAUUUUGGAUGGUCCUAGGAUUCCGGUGCCGCCAUGGUUCUGGAAGUUGAGGCGUGGUGAUCAAGCAGGAGCGUUGGAACUGGAUGAGCUGCAGGGGCCGCAGCUACCGCGAGAAAGGGAUCAAUUGGUGCGGGGCCGUGUGACCGCGCUCACUCACAAGAUCCGCACCAACCUUCUGAAGGAUUUGACGAUCUGGCUGCAACCACGUGUGCCCCAGUAUUCCUUGGACGAGCUGGCCAGGACGCACAUCGACGUUUUGUGCGAAUGGUUAGAGGAAUUUAUGAUCAUCAUGUUUCUGGAGCACAAGAGCCGAAGAGCGGCGUCGGAGACGCUGAACGCUUUGGUGCAACAGUAUGGAUGGCUGAGAUCCUCGCUUGCAGGGCCUUGGAAUCUCAUUCGCACUUGGGAGCAGCUGGAGCCCGUGCAGCAUCAUCCCCCGAUGCCGCUUAUGGUGGUGUAUGCCCUUGCCACUACUGCGCUGCUGUGGAGAUGGCCGCGGAUGGCAGAUCUGGUGUUGCCGGGAGAUCAUUUCGACGACGAGGUGCUCUACGUUCGCAUAGGCCAGCCGAAGACUCGACACCGGGCGGCGGCCUCACAGCAUGUGCGAGUGGAUCAUCCAGGAGUGGCAGCUUGGAUUGUAGACGCUCUGCCUUCAACACCUGGGUGGAGAAGAAUUUGGAAUGGCUCUUGGGCGGCCUUCAAGCUGCGCUUUGAUGCGUUGCAGUCGGAAGUCCUGGAGGGCACACCCUUUCUUCCCUCCAGUUUGCGGCCAGGUGGUGCUACUUUUCUUUUCAGAAGCUGGGAUGAAAACCUGACGAGGCUGCAAUGGCGUGGCAGGUGGAAAUCCUUUCGCAUGCUGGAAACGUAUGUGCAAGAGUUGGGAGCCACUGAAGUCAAAGUGGGAACGCUGCUGUGUUUGCAGUGCUUGGCCUGGGAGCCCAAACUAGGGCUCUCAGACCGUCGCGGUCUAGACCGCUCUCUGUACUCCUUUUGCUGA
Messenger RNA from Symbiodinium sp. CCMP2592, 2895 nucleotides. NCBI's taxonomy places the organism in Eukaryota, Dinophyceae, Suessiales, Symbiodiniaceae. The record is from the annotation of a GenBank genome assembly.